ACUGACUGUAUUUUACUUCUUAAGUGAGAUGUGAGUCGAAUAAAUAGAACCAAGUUCAUCUCAACAAUCUCGAAGUUAAUUAUUACAAAAUGGAGGAAACUAUACAGGGAAAUCUCCGCAAGACGGCAUCGGCAUCGAUGUGGCAACAACGAAACAAUCGCCCCGAGCGUAAUUUCGACCAAGAAACCGAAGCUCGUGCAAUUCAUCAAAAUUUCAUCUGCGAUUCAAUGGUCGGUUAAGCGAGACCGAUGGGGUCGUCUACAGGGUGCCGCCGACAACGUGGCAAGCGCAAAACAGUUUAGGUCAAUAACGAUGAUUCCGAUGAUUAUCUUCACCCCGUGGAACUCCUUACGUGGCCACGGAGCGAAAGGAAGACGGAGGAAUGAAACGGGAGAGUACCGACGAGACGCGGACGUGUGUGUGACCCCCUUUGUGUGCAGACGAUGCAGCGGCCCAGUGUAAUAGGAGUUAAUCGAAAAAAGUCGUAAGAGGAGACUUUCUUGGCAAAGUGUGUAACAUCAGCCAAAAUGAGCACGAUUGCGGAACAACCUUGCUAUACUUUGAUAAACAUUCCAAUCGAUACGGAGCCAUUGAAUGAGCUCCAGCUUAAGCAAGAUCUUGAAAAAGGGGAUGUGCAGACAAAGAUCGAUGCCCUUAAGAAAACAAUUCACAUGAUCCUCAGUGGGGAACGGCUGCCAGGACUUCUGAUGACUAUUAUCAGAUUUGUCCUGCCGCUGCAGGAUCAUACUAUUAAGAAGCUUCUAUUAAUAUUCUGGGAAAUAGUUCCAAAGACCUCUACGGAUGGCAAGUUGCUUCAGGAAAUGAUUUUAGUCUGCGAUGCUUACAGAAAGGACUUACAGCAUCCGAAUGAGUUUGUCAGAGGUUCAACUCUUAGAUUUUUGUGUAAAUUGAAGGAACCCGAACUUUUGGAACCGCUAAUGCCAGCAAUAAUUGCCUGCCUGGAGCACAGACACUCUUACGUUAGACGCAACGCCGUUCUCGCUAUUUUCACAAUAUACAGAAACUUCGAGUUUCUCAUACCAGAUGCUCCCGAAUUAAUCGCGAAAUAUUUGGAGGGUGAACAGGACAUGUCGUGCAGGAGAAAUGCAUUUUUGAUGCUGUUGCACGCAGAUCAAAGCACAGCAUUGUCAUAUUUAGGCUCUUGUUUGGAUCAAGUGCCCAACUUUGGCGACAUACUGCAGUUGGUUAUCGUUGAACUAAUUUACAAAGUGUGCCUCGCAAAUCCAUCGGAAAGGGGACGUUUCAUCAGAUGUAUUUAUAGCUUGUUGAAUUCGCCGAGCGCUGCGGUUCGUUACGAAGCGGCUGGCACUUUGGUGACGCUCACCAGCGCUCCUACAGCUAUCAAGGCUGCAGCCUCUUGCUACAUUGAAUUGGUUGUUAAAGAAAGCGACAAUAACGUCAAACUGAUCGUGUUAGAUCGUUUGAUCGCAAUGAAAGAUAGCCCCGUCUAUGAAAGAGUCCUCCAGGACUUGGUCAUGGAUGUACUUAGAGUCUUGGGUUCGCCAGCGUUAGAAGUCAGAACUAAAACGUUGGCUCUGGCUAUGGACUUGGUAACCACACGCACGAUCGAAGAAAUGGUUCAACUUCUGAAGAAAGAAGUGCUCAGAACGGCUGGUGGUGAACACGAAGAUGCGGGUAGAUAUCGACAGCUUCUUGUGCGGACGUUGCACGCCUGCUCUAUUAAAUUCUCAGACGUCGCCGCUACCGUGAUUCCCGUACUGACGGAUUUCCUGUCAGAGAAUAACGAAGCCGCAGCUACAGACGUCCUGGUCUUUGUUCGCGAAGCGAUCCAACGUUUCGAAAACCUCAGACCGCUGAUCGUUGAAAAGCUUCUCGAAGUUUUCCCACAUAUCAGAUCCGUGAAAGUACACAGAGCAGCAUUGUGGAUUCUUGGCGAGUACGCGACGUCUAAGGAAGACAUAGAGGCUGUGAUGAGUCGCAUACGGGCUGCCUUGGGUGAAUUACCGUUGCUCGAAGCGGAGAACAAACGCCAGGCUGGUGAAAAGACGCUGGAAGAUGGAAGUACUCAAGUUGCACCGGCACAGUUGGUCACAUCGGAUGGAACAUACGCUACUCAAAGCGCAUUCAGUACAGCGUCGUCGCGGAAGAAAGAAGAGAAACGUCCAGCAUUGGUUCAGUACAUGAUGGAGGGCGAUUUCUUCAUUGGCGCCUCUUUAGCGACAACUUUAGCUAAAUUAGCGCUUCGUUACAAGGGUCUCGAAAGCGACCCCCAAAAGAGCAAUCGUAUGCAAGCGGAGGCGAUGCUGGUGAUGUCCAGCGUGUUACAGUUAGGUCGCUCGGGUCUUCCCACGAAGGCGAUGACGCACGACGACGCUGAACGAUUAUCCUUGUGUCUGAGGGCCUUGGCUUGCCCGACGCCGCUCGUUCAAAAGGUGUUCACCGAGGGUUGCCGUGACGCUCUUGGUAGAAUGUUGACAGCGAAGGCCGAGGAGGACUCGCAGAACCAAAAGGCGAAGGAAAAGCCAGGCAGCAUCGUUCAGGUGGACGACGCGAUCCAGUUCCUGCAGUUGAGUCGUGGAUCAGACCCAACUGGUGGAGCGGGCGACAUGUUCGAACAAAGUCUCAGCGCGGCUGUUGCUGGAAGACCUGGUGGUGCUGGAGAUGCCCCGGCUCCUAGCGCUUUGAGCAAGGUUACGCAACUGACUGGCUUCUCGGAUCCCGUGUACGCGGAGGCUCUGGUCCACGUGAAUCAGUACGACAUCGUGCUCGACGUCUUAAUCGUCAAUCAAACCGAAGAUACUCUGCAGAACUGCACUUUAGAGCUGGCGACAAUGGGCGAUCUGAAGCUCGUGGAGAGGCCACAGCCUAUCGUCCUCGCUCCAAGAGACUUCGCGAGCAUCAAAGCCAACGUAAAGGUGGCGUCCACGGAAAAUGGCAUAAUAUUCGGGAAUAUAGUAUACGAUGUGUCUGGAGCUGGAUCCGACAGAAGCGUCGUUGUGUUGAACGACAUACCCAUAGAUAUCAUGGAUUACAUAGUACCAGCGACGUGCACCGACGCCGAGUUCCGACAAAUGUGGGCGGAAUUCGAGUGGGAGAACAAGGUGUCUGUACAUACGACAUUGUCAGAUCUGAGGGAGUAUCUCGCGCAUUUAUUGAAGUCCACGAACAUGAGAUGUCUAACGCCGGAGAAGGCUCUUUCUGGUCAGUGUGGGUUCAUGGCUGCGAACAUGUACGCGAAAUCAAUAUUUGGGGAGGACGCAUUAGCGAAUAUGUCUAUCGAAAAACCAUUGAAUAAACCAUACGCACCGGUGGUCGGUCACAUUCGCAUCAGAGCGAAGAGCCAAGGAAUGGCGUUGUCGUUAGGAGAUAAAAUUAAUGCCACGCAAAAAGGUCCACAGAGUAAAGUUGUGCAGGCUGCUUAAAGCACAGUAGUUUUUAAUCUAUCCCUCCCUCCCUUUCCCUCUCAAACACAGUAUCCAAAUUGUUUCGCUAAAAACGUGCCCAAUUGGAUUCCAAUCUGAUCAACGCUACGAAUGGCGCACUUCAGUUCUCCUUCUCAAUUCCACCAUUCUAAUCUCCCGCAUUAGAUACCGAGUGCGACGCGCCAUUUUGUCUCUUUCUUUUUUUUCUUUCGUGUACCGUCAACGCCGAACGACGAUACCUAUGUAUCCGUAAAUGAAGAAAAUAUAGUACAUACGAUACUUUAGCUAUAAGCCUGUAUUUUAUUUAAUUAAAACUGAUUUUUCUGAUAAAUAUUUUUUAAGGAAUAAAGAAUCAACACUGUA
This is a messenger RNA of Hylaeus volcanicus, 3767 nucleotides long. RefSeq names its product coatomer subunit beta (gene betaCOP). Gene Ontology annotation, cellular component: cytoplasm; COPI vesicle coat. The transcript is spliced from 10 exons. Gene Ontology annotation, molecular function: structural molecule activity. Gene Ontology annotation, biological process: endoplasmic reticulum to Golgi vesicle-mediated transport; intra-Golgi vesicle-mediated transport; intracellular protein transport. The record is from RefSeq and is a predicted model, not a curated record. NCBI's taxonomy places the organism in Eukaryota, Metazoa, Arthropoda, Insecta, Hymenoptera, Colletidae. Bases 528 to 3404 code for a protein of 958 amino acids.